AUUCAACUGUCAAACUGCCAGCCGCUAACCUUUUUUCACUGACGUGGAUACUGUAUAGGUAGUAAAUAUCUCAAAACAACAACAUUUAUUAUAAAAUAUCCCGUCAAAAUGGACAUAGCGACAAUGUUCGAUGACGUAAAGCGAAUGAACAAGAGACAGUUCUUGUAUCAAGUACUAAGUUUUGGAAUGAUCGUGUCCUCGGCCCUUAUGAUAUGGAAGGGACUGAUGGUCGUAACGGGCAGUGAAAGCCCCAUUGUCGUCGUAUUGUCAGGCAGUAUGGAACCAGCAUUUCACAGAGGUGACUUACUCUUCCUGACCAACUACCCUGAAGAACCAGUUAGGGUUGGCGAAAUCGUUGUGUUUAAAGUUGAGGGGCGAGACAUUCCAAUUGUGCACAGAGUUUUGAAGUUACAUGAAAAAAACAAUGGUACAGUCAAAUUCCUCACCAAAGGUGAUAAUAAUAGUGUUGAUGAUAGAGGGUUGUAUGCCCCUGGACAAUUGUGGCUUACCAAACAAGAUGUGGUGGGUCGAGCAAGGGGAUUUUUACCAUAUGUAGGAAUGGUUACAAUAUUAAUGAAUGAAUACCCCAAAUUUAAGUAUGCAGUGCUAGCAUGUUUAGGAUUUUAUGUGCUCAUCCAUAGAGAAUAAAAAGGUGACAAAUAUGAAGAAGUAAAGUUUUCAAAAAGCACUGAGUUACUAAUUUGAUGUUUUAAGUUUAAACAAUCAAAUUAUGUGGGGACAAUUUUUUCAGGUUCAUUUAUUUUGUUGUACACAUUUUAUUUUGUUGUUUAUUUUUGAAAUGUCAAAUAUUUCAUAUUUUUAUUUAAAAUAUUUUCAAAUAAAAAAUUUAAAUAAA
Molecule: messenger RNA, 856 nt
Organism: Aethina tumida (small hive beetle)
Lineage: Eukaryota; Metazoa; Arthropoda; Insecta; Coleoptera; Nitidulidae
Gene: twr
Product: signal peptidase complex catalytic subunit SEC11A
Exons: 4
Coding region: 109-648 (179 amino acids)
Cellular component (GO): membrane; signal peptidase complex
Molecular function (GO): serine-type endopeptidase activity
Source: RefSeq, a predicted model, not a curated record